AUGCUCUGGGCAAUGGACCCGCAGGUGACCGUCCAUGGCGACUGGGUGUCAGCCGUGGUGCCGCUGAUGAAGCUGCUGUGCCUGACGGUCAUCGGCCUGCUCCUCGCCAACCCGCGGGUCCAGGUCGUGCCCAGGGCCACCUUCAAGCUGCUGAGCAAGCUCGUCUUCGCGCUCUUCCUCCCCUGCCUCAUCUUCGUCCACCUCGGCAAGUCGGUCACCAUAGACAACGUCCUGCACUGGUGGUUCAUCCCUGUCAACGUGCUCAUCAGCACUGCCAUUGGGUGCGUUCUUGGGUACAUCGUGGCCCUGAUCUGCCGCCCGCCGCCGCACCUGUUCCGGUUCACAGUGAUCAUGACCGGGUUUGGCAACACGGGGAACAUCCCAAUUGCGAUCAUCGGGUCGGUCUGCCACACCAAUGAUCAUCCCUUCGGUCCUGAAUGUGACACCAUGGGUAUCGCUUAUGUCUCGUUCGCGCAGUGGGCUGCGGUUAUUCUUGUGUACACCUUGGUCUACCACAUGAUGGAGCCACCGAUGCAGUUCUAUGAGAUUGUUGGGGAGGGGAAUGAGAUACAGGAAGAACCCGAGCAGAUCAGCAACUACAGUAGGUCUCUUCUUCAUGAGGCGGAGUGGCCAGGGAUGGUUGACAAAGAAACUGAGCAUUCAAAGACACCAUUCAUUGCAAGAGUUUUCAUGAGCAUUUCAGGUUCCUCACAGAAUACGUUUCCUGAUAUUGAUUUCACUGAAGAAGGAACUUCUGGUGCUGGACCUAGCAGUCCUAAGUCGCUCAGAUGUUUGGCAGAGCCAAGAGUGGUCAGGAGGAUCAGGGUUGUAGCUGAGAAGACUCCAAUUCAGCAUGUCCUUCAGCCCCCGACAAUCGCCUCUUUACUUGCCAUUAUCAUUGGCAUGGUUCCUGUCUUGAAAGAUUUUGUGUUUGGGGCUGAUGCACCGCUCUCAUUCUUCACCGACAGUUUGGAAAUCCUAGCUGCUGCAGUGGUUCCAUCAGUGAUGUUAAUUCUAGGAGGCAUGCUUGCGGAAGGCCCAAAAGAUAAUGCCUUGGGCAUGAGGACUAUCAUCGGUAUAAUUGUGGCCAGGCUUUUGGUUCUCCCAUGCAUUGGCAUUGGUGUUGUGACCCUAGCAGACAAGUUGCAUCUACUCGUCGAGCAAAACCAUAUGUACCGCUUUGUGCUUUCCCUCCAGUACUCCACGCCAAGUGCUAUCCUGCUUGGAGCAAUCGCUGGUCUCAGAGGCUAUGGUGUUAAGGAAGCAUCCGCCCUUCUAUUCUGGCAGCAUAUUUGUGCAGUGUUCUCUCUUUCCCUCUACCUGAUUGUAUACUUCAAGUUGUUUUCUUUCAUUUGA
Messenger RNA from Miscanthus lutarioriparius, 1356 nucleotides. Lineage: Eukaryota; Viridiplantae; Streptophyta; Magnoliopsida; Poales; Poaceae. The record is from the annotation of a GenBank genome assembly.